Messenger RNA from Annulohypoxylon truncatum, 927 nucleotides. RefSeq names its product 6-phosphogluconate dehydrogenase 2. The transcript has 3 exons. Gene Ontology annotation, molecular function: NAD binding; oxidoreductase activity, acting on the CH-OH group of donors, NAD or NADP as acceptor; NADP binding. The record is from RefSeq and is a predicted model, not a curated record. The coding region runs from base 1 to 927 and encodes 308 amino acids. Lineage: Eukaryota; Fungi; Ascomycota; Sordariomycetes; Xylariales; Hypoxylaceae.
AUGGCUCCUCAAAUACUAUGGAUUGGUCUGGGGAACAUGGGAAGAGGAAUGGUGAAGAACUUGGUGGAAAAAGGCGACCUGGACAAGCCCGUGCUCUUAUACAACCGGACUAGAAAGCGUGCCGAAGAGCUAGCAGCCAAACUUCCCGCGGGAAAGACAAAGGUUGUCGACUCUGUCGAAGAAGGUGUCAAGAGGGCCGACAUCAUCUUCAACAUCCUUUCUAAUGACGCCGUGGUGAAGGGAACUUUCGACACCAUUCUCAAAGGGGAUGUUGCAGGCAAGCUGUUUAUUGAGUGCUCUACGAUCGCCCCGGAGACUACGGAAGAAAUUGCCAAGUCAACAAUAGAGAAAGGGGCUGAGUUUAUUGCGAGUCCCAUCUUUGGCGCACCACCCGCGGCCGAAGCAGGCCAACUGAUUUUCGUUCCGGCAGGGCCCAAAUCGAGCAUCGAUAAACUACGACCCUACAUUAAGGGUGUGAUGGGCAAAGCCGAGAUCGCCUUCGACGAUAAACCAGUAGGGACGUCGUUGAAACUGAAACUUCUCGGCAACAGCUUCAUCAUCAACAUGAUAACGCAACUAGGCGAGGGGUUCGCAGUAGCGGACAAAACCGACAUAGGCCCGGACGCUCUCAAGCAAUUCCUAGACCUGAUGUUCGGCGGCGUGCACAGCCUGUACGCGCAGCGCAUGACCCAAGGCACGUACUGGAAGAUGGCGGAGCCGCUCUUCUCAGCCGACAACGCGCGCAAGGACGUCGGUCAUGCCAUGAAAAUGGCCAAAAAUGCUGGUGCCGAGCUUAAGCUGACGAAGGUCGCGGAUGACUAUUUGAAGAGCGUUGCCGACUAUGCUGGUGGUGAUAAGGGCGACGUCGCGGGAAUAUACGGUGCCGCGAGGAGGAAUGCCGGGUUGGAGUAUGAGAACGAUGCUUAG